Messenger RNA from Botrytis cinerea B05.10, 1983 nucleotides. RefSeq names its product Bcste2 (gene Bcste2). The record is from RefSeq and is a predicted model, not a curated record. NCBI's taxonomy places the organism in Eukaryota, Fungi, Ascomycota, Leotiomycetes, Helotiales, Sclerotiniaceae. The coding region runs from base 555 to 1751 and encodes 398 amino acids. The transcript has 2 exons. Gene Ontology annotation, biological process: G protein-coupled receptor signaling pathway. Gene Ontology annotation, cellular component: G protein-coupled receptor homodimeric complex; membrane. Gene Ontology annotation, molecular function: pheromone binding; mating-type factor pheromone receptor activity.
GAUCUUAACCAAGUAGUCUAGGUCAAAGUCAAUUGUGAACGACUCAAUUUUUGAUUCAUCUUGUAUUAAAAUUUCUCUUAUUUUUUUUUUGAGUGCUCAAAAUCUUGUGUUAGUGUGGUCUAUUUCGGUAAAAUCGAACAAUACUAAGGAGAGUCUUCAUUGUCCUUAACUGUGAUAUUGACUAUGAUAUUAUCGAGACCCGGAUCCUCGUCGGAUUUUUUCAAUUUCCUCAAUACUAUGGUCAAGUAAUGCACUUGCUAUUAUCUCGAGACAUUGUCGUCACGAGCACGACUUGUGAUCUUUUAAGUAGUUCAAGAAUUUCUAGAGGCAUUUUGAAUAUAAACUUUCCUCCCCUCCUACAGGCAGUGUGUCUAGUCAAGCCUUCAACGUCUUCGAACGUUCCACAACAGAGUGAUAGUCCUUGGAUUAUUCUAUCAUAGCUAUCUUUGCUAGGCAAAUAAAUUGCCUUAUACAUUACUCCUUCGACACACCUGUUACUUCGACACAUUAUCAUACCGGCAAAUUACCACGCUCUGGAAAUAUCGGAAGCAAAGAUGGCUUCCAAUAGUUCGAACUUCGAUCCGCUAACCCAGAGUAUUACCAUUCUCAUGGCCGAUGGUAUUACAACUGUGUCUUUCACACCACUCGACAUUGACUUUUUUUACUACUACAAUGUGGCUUGUUGUAUCAACUAUGGUGCUCAAGCUGGAGCUUGCUUGUUGAUGUUCUUCGUCGUCGUCGUCCUCACCAAGGCUGUCAAGCGCAAGACCCUCCUCUUUGUGCUCAAUUUCCUCUCACUCAUUUUCGGGUUCCUUCGCGCCAUGCUUUAUGCCAUCUACUUUCUUCAAGGUUUCAAUGACUUCUACGCCGCUUUCACGUUCGAUUUCAGCAGAGUGCCACGCUCGUCAUAUGCUUCUAGUGUUGCUGGUAGUGUCAUUCCUCUUUGUAUGACGAUCACAGUCAACAUGUCUUUAUAUCUUCAAGCUUACACUGUCUGUAAGAACUUGGAUGAUAUAAAACGAAUUAUUCUUACCACACUCUCUGCUAUUGUCGCCCUACUAGCAAUUGGCUUUAGGUUCGCCGCAACGGUCGUCAAUUCCGUGGCUAUAUUAGCAACAUCUGCUUCGUCUGUGCCAAUGCAAUGGCUAGUCAAAGGAACCCUUGUAACGGAGACAAUUUCGAUAUGGUUCUUCUCCCUCAUAUUUACUGGAAAAUUAGUAUGGACCCUCUAUAAUCGCCGAAGAAACGGAUGGAGACAAUGGAGCGCGGUGCGAAUUCUCGCUGCUAUGGGUGGUUGCACCAUGGUUAUCCCUUCUAUUUUUGCCAUCCUCGAAUAUGUGACACCUGUUUCGUUUCCAGAAGCAGGAAGUAUUGCCCUAACAUCGGUCGCACUUUUACUCCCCAUUUCUUCACUUUGGGCCGGUAUGGUAACAGACGAGGAAACAUCUGCUAUCGACGUGUCCAACCUUACUGGUUCACGCACGAUGCUAGGUUCACAAAGCGGAAACUUCUCACGAAAGGCACAUGCCAGUGACAUCACGGCACAAUCCUCCCACCUCGAUUUCUCAUCCAGAAAAGGAAGCAAUGCCACCAUGAUGAGAAAAGGCAGCAAUGCCAUGGACCAAGUUACCACAAUUGACUGUGUCGUUGAGGAUAACCAGGCGAAUCGUGGUCUGAGAGAUAGCACGGAAAUGGAUCUCGAAGCCAUGGGUGUUCGUGUUAAUAAAUCGUAUGGUGUUCAGAAGGCAUGAGUAGAUUUAAGUACAGUUACGCAUGAUAGAUACCCCAGAUUUGAUGAGGAGAAUUGAAUGGGCAGUUUAAUAGAGGUGAUAUCCGAAGAUGCGGUAGUAAUGAGCGUUAAUUGAGAGCAUUUGCACAGGUGCGAAGCGAAUCGGAUUGAAAGCUUUCUUUUUCAAAUGUAGUUACGCAUGGAAAUCCAUCGUGUUAAUUUAUAGGUCUCUUGAGAAUGGAAUCAUUAUCGCA